Topomyia yanbarensis is the source of this 3269-nucleotide messenger RNA. RefSeq lists its product as uncharacterized. Lineage: Eukaryota; Metazoa; Arthropoda; Insecta; Diptera; Culicidae. Bases 37 to 3231 code for a protein of 1064 amino acids. The record is from RefSeq and is a predicted model, not a curated record. The transcript is spliced from 6 exons.
CAAGUUGUUGCUGCAGUUCGAAGGCACGAAAUCAUCAUGGUCGAAAGUUCCGUAACCAUCUCCAGCGAAAGUGCAGACAGCCAUCACAAUCCGGAAAGGGCUGAGUCUCCGAUUGCAAACCCCGUCUCUUCGGAAGGGUACAAUUUGAUCGUUGUAGUCAAAUCUCUCAGUCUGAACGAUUUUCGCGAAGAUGUUCAGCGCAUGCUCCGUAUCGUCAUGGUGCUGGGAGAAUCCGAGGUCAAUAUCGAAGGAACCGAGAAUGAAAUCAACCAACAACGUCGUGGAAAUGCAGUGAGAAUUCCAUGUGCCAACGCCGAAGAGCUUAAGCAGUAUCUAACGCAGCACAAUCUGGACGUUGUCAUCAGUCAUGAGGGCAUGGAGCUAGGAAGAACCAUUGUCCAGCUGGCGGAAGUCAACCUGACUGCAUUUGAACCACCAGAGUUUGAACCUACGGUUGUUUCUAAAAUAUUCACUUUGCAACACGGUACAUCCGAAGUUGGUACAAUUCACCUAAUCUUGAAAACCGAUCUGGAACGAUCAUCCGUGGAACUGAACUCGUCCAAAAUCGAGAACGACACGGUCCUUUUCAUUGUCAACGACUCCUCGAAGCGAAGAAGCAGUGAACACCAGGAAGAAACCAUGCGACAAAUGUUGACCUGCAUGAAAUGCAACGCCCUGAGAAGCCCAAGCGAUAUCAGCUGCCGAUACGAACUGAUAGACGGGAUUCUUGCUAACUGCGAGACACCCAAACGUGAUGUUGAUCUGGAAAUGAUAAAACGCAAAAUUGAACAGAUCGAACGAGAGGCAAAGUUGUAUCCCGCUGGAAAGCAGCAGGAACCGUCGAAGGAUCCGGAAGGGGACCGUUAUUGUAACACCUGCGGCGGGUACACGGUAACCGGUGUGACCUGCAAUCCGUUGCUCAGUCAGUUGGAGCCGGUUCAGGUAUAUCCGAUAGGGAGUGGCAAACGCUUUGAGGAGUUUACACCUUCUAAGAUGCCGAUCGCUGCAACACAUAUUUCGGAACUGGAUUUUACUGGGGCAAGAAAUAAUCCAACAGGAGCGUAUAACUACAAUUUCAACACCAUACAGCAGCAGGAAAACAAAAUGUGCCCAACAUCUGUAGGCAUUCGCCACUGCCAACGAUGCGGACUCAACCUGGACUGGUUGCCAUUGCAUGCUCACUGUCCAAAAUGCGGCUUCAAAUGUCAACCUGAACGUCCGGCAAGCCCGCGACCCAAGGCGGACGAACUCACUCCCAGUGUAAUGAACUCAUGGCUAGGAAGUUUCGAGUUCGGCGAAAUUCAACGAAGACAUUCCUCGAUAGUGGCUACCGGCCGGUCGGUAUCACUCGAGGAGAAACCUUGUCCCCUUUGCCGACUUCGCGGCGGCCGGUGUCCUGACUGUGAGAGACGUAAAUCUAUGGCUCAACAAGACAACAUAGCCCAAAAUUCCACCAAUCAAUCGUCUACUUCCGACUCGGAAAUUCUUAACCGAAAAGCGUACGAUAGACCCAAAACCAGACAAUCACUCAGGGAUCGAUUCAGCGGGAUGCCAAAAAAGAUUACUAAAUCAGCACGAAUGGCUGAUCUUAAGAAAGUGUACGGGGAGGAAACAUCCCCUAAACAGGGAAAAUCUAGUCGUAGAUCAACGCGUAGCUCCUUAGUUUCACUGAACGUUGAGGAAAUAUUGAAGAAAGCUGAUACCCACAAGAGAAAGGUUGUUUCCGAUGGUGUUCAGAGUGUAGAACUGCGUAAAGUUGGAUCGAAAUCGAAGAAUUCUACGAGCGAUACUUUAGAUAAAGGUUGUUCGGUUAUCAGCGCAGCACAGAUUCGUAAAAAUCAACGCGUUUUACUGCGUCGCAUCAGAAAGCAGAACCAAGGAAAAUACUCUUAUCUCUACGGAAACCGCUACCCUGGCAUUGUAGUAGGCCACCGUGAAUGCGUGCAUCGAGGGAAUCCUGUUCCUCCCCAUAUGGGUUGGCAAUGGAACGUGAGUACACCGGGAAUCGGACGCAUCCGGAAAGGUUGGCGCCCAGGUGCAGUACGAAAACCCAUCAAGGAAUUGAUGCGACACUUUUUGGUUAGUUACCCGCUGGACAAUAUACCGGUAAGCAGGAAGGGAACCCGGAAGCUGAAUGUAGCCGAGAACGAUGCAGAUCCUGCUAAGCAAGAGCCAACCUUACAGAUAGAAAAACGAAAUGGAGAAUAUGUCAUCGUCAUGAAGCCACUGAAAGAUUCGAAAACACUUAAAUCGGCCCAAGACCCAUAUCUAUCCUGUCCACCAAUACGGCUCAAGCUGGCAAAAGAUCCAAAUGUGGGUAAAUUGUAUCAACUGCGAAAUGCUCUUAAAGUCAAGGGAUUCACAUUGUGUGGUUGUGCCGACCUAGGUUCCUGUACCCAUAGAAGCGAUAAGGAGAAAAAACUCAUUACACAGGAACUUCGUAGGCAAUCGAAACGGUUGGGACUUCCACGCAACACAGAAAUAAAAGAAGUGCCCGUGGAAAGUGAGUCUGACUUGGAUCUCGAAUUUACACCUCCAUCUGCCAUGCUGAACUCGGGUGUCCGAAAACCAGAUGUCGUAUGUACGGAAACGCAGUACUGCGAAGCGGAUUACAAAGUACAGACUCCAGCGGAUAAGCUUAAAAGUAAACCAGGUCGAGUAGAUCCACGUGACAUGAAGGUCGCCAGAAAGAUGGGUAAAUCAGUCGGUCGAGUAGAUCCGCGUGACACGAAGGUCGCCGGAAAGAUGAGUAAAUCAGUCGGUCGAGUAGAUCCGCGUGACACGAAGGUAGCCGGGAAAGUGAGUAAACCAGUAGGUCGAGCAGAUCUGCGUGACACGAAGGCAGUCGGAAACGUGAGUACACCAGUCGGUCGAACAGAUCUGCGUGACACGAAGGCAGCCGCCGGAAGGGUUAAUCUUGGCCGAGGGUUAGACAAGGGCGACGCGAAGGGUGACAAGAAAGCAAAUGGUGGUAAAACUCCCGUUAAAGGAACUGGUGGAGCAAUUGGAAAAUUCGCAGGAAUACCAGUUGCAGCAGUAGGAGCCACACUCAAACAAUGCCGACCGGAACCGAUUUGUGAUACGAGUAGAUACUGUACGUCCACGCCGGCUCCAUACUGCUGCCAACCUAUGUCGAUGGGAUACAAUUGUCAAAUGACCAAUGCCUGUUACACAUCCUCUUGCGCUCCGGCUGUCUGUGGCUACAACGCUUGCUGUGCGGGAUGCAUGUAACAGUGUUGUUUGUUUUGUUUUUCUUAUUGAAAUUUUGC